Lolium rigidum is the source of this 3299-nucleotide messenger RNA. RefSeq names its product BTB/POZ and MATH domain-containing protein 1-like. The record is from RefSeq and is a predicted model, not a curated record. The transcript has a single exon. Gene Ontology annotation, molecular function: protein binding. NCBI's taxonomy places the organism in Eukaryota, Viridiplantae, Streptophyta, Magnoliopsida, Poales, Poaceae. Gene Ontology annotation, biological process: protein ubiquitination. The coding region runs from base 2319 to 3299 and encodes 326 amino acids.
CGCGCCGUGGCGGCGACUGAUGCCCUGCGCCCCUUCGUCCAACUCCGUUGGCAGGUAUAACAUCAGGCUCUUACACCGCCACUCUGCACCUCCUCUUCUUGUCCUGCAAUUUGUUAAUUAUGAUCCCAAAACUGUAUAUUGCCAAGACCCCAAAUUAGUUUAGAUACCAAUUCGAUGGAAUUCUUUCUCGAUUAAUUUCCCACUGGAUGGAGAGGAACAUACAAAAGGAUGAUACUGUAGUAGACUAGUACUAAGCAUCGAUAGGAACAUAUAAAAGGAUGACAGUAGCCUAGUACCAAGCACAUAUUCAGAACAUGAGUCUGAAUUUUUUUAGCUCCGGCGUGGCUAGAGUCGGAGGAGUGGGCGUGGAGGCGUUUUCCGCCACUCCAGCAGCCGGAGCACCAGAAUCCGGUGUCUUCCUCCACUCCAGCGGCUGGAGCACCUGGAUCCGGGUCUCCCUCUACUCUGCACGGCCGAUGGUGACUGUCCAGCUAGUCAAUUCCUCACGUCCAGAUCUGGUAGCUCACAAUUUGUUCCUUGUGUUUAUAUUGUCUGGGUACAUGAUUUUUGCCCCUAAUUCUUUUUGUCCGAUACUCGUGCUCUCCAAUUUUGCCAUCUGCAUUCUUCUUCAACACUUUCAUCUCAGAUCUGAAAUUUCUUCUUCAUGUAAAUAGUAAUUGGUAGGAUUAACUUUCAGUCAUCAAAACUUCAGUUUUAUUUACUAUUGGUCUUAUACAGAAAACCACUUCAUUGCUGAUCUCAGCACCUAGUGAUUUCCCGCAGUGAAGGAUUUUCCGCUAACCUAAUGACAAUCGCACUGUUGUAAUUUUACAAUGUGUAUUGGACAUUGCAUCACAUAUGUUAAAUACAUAUAUAUUUGAAUUAUCGAUCGUUGCUUCUAAUUUUUAGGACUCCGCUGAUUCUUUCCAAAACAUAAAAUCUAUGCAUGAGAGUUUAAACUGAUUUUGUUUUUGCGAGCAUGGAUUUUUGUCCUGUAAUAGAUAUUGCAUGAAUCUGGAGUGCUAAAAAUGAAUCUGGCGCGUUUUGUUAUGCUGAAGAUUUCAUUCUGCAAAUCAUUUUUUCUGCUGAUUUUGUGUGUGCUUGUGUUGAUGAGUUUGCAAAUUUCUGCCAACAUCAUGUAGUAGUCAAAUUAUGCUCGUUCAAAACGUGGCUGAGAUAUUUGAUGUUCGGACUGCUAAUGGCAAACCAGUAAUUAAAUGAGAAUCGGCAGAGAGAUAGCGAAGUGGCAGGUGCAUUGAAGAAUCACAUGGCCGUGUCAGCGGCUUUAAGUGGCACAGGGACCUUUCAAAAUAAACAAGCUCGUAAAUAGCAAGAUAUAUAUGAAGUACUAUACAUUGUAAAUACACUCAGUAGGUACCUCCUUUUCAUCAAUCUCAUGGCACAUGGGUGAUCCGGAUAACGAGCCAUGUGUAGCCCGGUCUGCAUUUGAGGUUUUCACGUUGUUGUCAUGACUCAUUAGUAGUGUGCAUGCCCUCUUGUUUUAGCAAUGUUACUCUGAUCCAUGGUUUUAAUUUAGACUCAUGGCAUUAACUAGUUCUCUUGGUAUGCACUCAUUUCGUCGAAUGUGUGCAACCUUGCAAUUCAACCUGGAUUCAGUGGCAUUGUAAAAUAAGCCUUAUUCAUUUCGUCGAAAGUGCGCAACCUUGCAACUCAACCUUAUAAGGUACCUUUGCUGAUUGAAUUUCCAUUUAUCCUGCAAGUUCUCUGGCUCUCUGAAACACAUGUCAGUUCUCUAAAUUUAUCUCUCUCCAGGGCAUGUCAAAACUAAAUUGUGUCCUUUUCACUUAUAUCAGUAUCAUACAUCUUGCAUAUCUAUAACUGUAACUGUUAAUCCAGCAAACACUUUUACUGCCAAGUAGUUUGAUGGACGUUAGUCAUUUGCUCUCCGCACAUGCUAUUGGUAGCUAGCAUGUGUGCUGUUGCGCGCGUGCCACGGGCGGCAGGCCACGCAUCAGCCCCUCUCCCCACCUACCUUUACAAUUUCCUAUCUAACAUCUAAACACUCUAUCUCCUAUCUCCUUUAUUAUUUACUCCGGGCACAUGUUAUUGUGAUUACUACAAUACGUAGCUAGCAUGUGCGCUGUUGGUAUUAUUUGGAGUCGCUGGUGGAGUUGCUCUAAAAACAGAUCCAAACAUUUCCCAUAUUGAAAACAUUUCUCUUGCCCCCUUUUUCCUCCUUGCCUUCUCGAUUUCUUCCUCCUAAACAAACCCCAACUCCCAAUCCAUUCCCCUGCUCCCACUUAGCACCACACGGCAAGCGGUAGUGAUCAACCUUCGCCGGAGAGAUUAGGUUGGCCAUGUCGUCCACCACCUCCAAGAUCGUCGCUGACACGGCGAGCGGGCACCACAUCCUCAAGAUCGAGGGCUACUCCGGCACCAAGUUCCUCUCCGAAGGGCACUCCAUCAAGUCUCCCCCUUUCACCGCCGCAGGCCACCGCUGGAGCAUCAAAUACUACCCGAGCGGUAAAGCUUGGUUCUACCCGGCUUGCAUCUCUCUCUACCUCGUCCUCGAGGAGGACGUGGCCAGUCCGGUGAAGGCGUUGGUCCAGUUCGGUUUCGCGGCGGAGGAGCGUCGCCACCUCGUGCCAUUCUUCCCCAAGAAGAGCAAGACGCCAGCGCCGCUGUUUAAGUCAGGCGAGUUGGAUUUUGUCAGCCGUGGAGCCAAGGGAUGCGACCAGUUCAUUGAGAGGAGUGCCCUGGAGAAAUCGAAGAAUCUCAGGGACGAUUCCUUCACUAUCAGGUGUGACAUCGUCGUCCUCAACGGGUUCCACGCCGAGGAUGUGGGGCCGGCCAAGAACAACUCCGCGCCAAGGUGCGUCUCUGUGCCACCGUCCGACCUGAUCCAGCACCUCGGCAACCUCCUCACGUCCGGCAAGGGCGCGGACGUGGUGUUCGAGGUCGGCGGCGAGAUGCUGGCCGCGCACCGGUGGCUGCUCGCUACCCGGUCACCUGUCUUUGCCGCGGAGCUCUUCGGCUCCAUGAGCGAGAGCGGCGGUGCUGCUGACGUUGUCCACGUGGCCGACAUGGAGGGGCAGGUGUUCAGGGCGUUGCUCCGUUUCUUGUACACUGACUCGUGGCCGGAAAUGGCUAAAGAAGAGGAAUGCGCCAUGGCGCAGCACCUGUUCGUGGCGGCGGACCGGUACGGCAUGGAGAGACUGAAGCUGCUCUGCGAAGACAACCUGUGCAAGAGCAUCAGCCUGGGCACGGCGGCCAACAUCCUGGCAUUAGCCGAGCUCCACAACUGCAACGACCUGAAGGAUGCCUGUCGGCUGCCAUGA